AUUUAUUUCAACAGUACGAAAUAGCUUAAUCUAUAUAGUGCUCUUUUUUUCAAAUUUAACCAUUGUAGGUUCAUAAUUUGUUUAGGUUCCAAAGCUCGAACAUAGAACUUCACUCAGAAAGUUGAUAGAGGUAAAUAGAACUCUAGACAAGUCUCAAAUAGGAUGCGUUGAACUAAUGGGAUUUGGAGCUCUGACUAGAGUUGAAAUUGAUCAACUAGAUAGAGAGGUGCUAAAAUGGAUAAUAUACAAUUAUGACCCGGAAAGUAGCACCCUUAACAUUCGUAGUCGUUGUUAUAGCGUGAAUGAUGAAGAUGUUAAAAUUGCACUUGGUGUACCGGCAACUUCUCAAACCAUUAUACUACACACUAAAGGCACCGACGGACUGAAAAAAUAUGGACAUCUUUUUAAAAUCAUUGAUGGACGUAUAGACAUAGUAACUUUAGUAGGGAGUCUUAAACAAUGCACUAGUGCUGGUGACGAAUUUAAGGUGAUGUACUUGGCACUACUAUUUGGCACGGUAUUAUUUCCAAGUACUCAACACAACUUGCCGGUACAUUAUCUGAAUCCACUGGUUGUCAUAGAGAAUAUUAAAGAGUUGAAUUGGGCCGGUCUCAUCCGAACAACUCUAAAUGAAGGAAUCAGAAAGUGGAAGAAUACAGAACAUGCAUAUAUUGGUGGAUCUUUGGUUUUUCUUCAGCAUUUGAAAGGCCUUUCAUAACGUUUUUAACGAAACAAAGGGUUAAUUCAUUGACUGAUGAUAUACACAAAGAUGUUCCAUACUGGAAUGCCA
Molecule: messenger RNA, 790 nt
Organism: Erythranthe guttata (spotted monkey flower)
Lineage: Eukaryota; Viridiplantae; Streptophyta; Magnoliopsida; Lamiales; Phrymaceae
Source: RefSeq, a predicted model, not a curated record